Molecule: messenger RNA, 1853 nt
Organism: Megalops cyprinoides (Indo-Pacific tarpon)
Lineage: Eukaryota; Metazoa; Chordata; Actinopteri; Elopiformes; Megalopidae
Product: F-box/WD repeat-containing protein 7-like
Exons: 11
Coding region: 85-1740 (551 amino acids)
Biological process (GO): proteasome-mediated ubiquitin-dependent protein catabolic process; ubiquitin recycling
Cellular component (GO): nucleus; cytoplasm
Molecular function (GO): ubiquitin binding
Source: RefSeq, a predicted model, not a curated record
UGCGCGUUGUCAGAGGAUAGCUUCUGCUCAGAGAUACAGCGGCUUCAGCGACUUGCAGUGAAGGAACCACACAGGACUACAACGAUGGGGUUCUACGGCACUUUAAAGAUGAUCUUCUACAAAAUGAAGAGGAAGUUGGACCAUGGCCCUGAGGUCCGAUCCUUCCCUUCAGGCAAGAAGCCCUGCAAAGGGCCGGAGUACCCGAGCCCCACAGGGCUUGUGCCGUACCCACCCACGCCCACCACGUUCGGGGACCUGCGGGCAGCCAAUGGCCAGGGCCAACAGCGACGGCGCAUCAUCCAGCCGCCCGCCGGGCUGCAGGAGUGGCUCCGAACCUUCCAGAGCUGGAGCGGGCCGGAGAAGCUGCUGGCCCUGGACGAGCUCAUCGACAGCUGCGAGCCCACGCAGGUCAAGCACAUGAUGCAGGUGAUCGAGCCGCAGUUCCAGAGGGACUUCAUCUCCCUGCUGCCCAAAGAGCUGGCCCUCUACGUCCUCUCAUUCCUGGAGCCCAAGGACCUGCUGCAGGCGGCGCAGACCUGCCGCUACUGGCGCAUCCUGGCCGAGGACAACCUGCUGUGGAGGGAGAAGUGCAGGGAGGAGGGUAUCGACGAGCCCCUGAACACCAAGAAGAGGAAGGUGAUCAAGCCGGGCUUCACCCACAGCCCGUGGAAGAGCGCUUACAUCAGACAGCACCGCAUAGACACCAACUGGAGACGAGGAGACCUCAAAUCGCCCAAGGUGCUUAAAGGUCACGACGACCAUGUCAUCACCUGCCUUCAGUUCUGCGGCAACCGUAUCGUCAGCGGCUCAGACGACAACACGCUCAAAGUCUGGUCGGCGGUGACGGGGAAGUGCUUGAGGACGCUGGUGGGGCACACGGGCGGCGUGUGGUCGUCCCAGAUGAGGGACAACAUCAUCAUCAGCGGCUCCACGGACCGGACGCUCAAAGUGUGGAACGCCGAGACGGGCGAGUGCAUCCACACGCUGUACGGCCAUACCUCAACCGUGCGCUGCAUGCACCUCCACGAGAAAAGGGUGGUGAGCGGGUCUCGGGACGCCACGCUGCGGGUGUGGGACAUCGAGACGGGCCAGUGCUUGCACGUGCUCAUGGGCCACGUGGCGGCGGUGCGCUGCGUGCAGUACGACGGCAGGCGGGUGGUGAGCGGCGCCUACGACUUCAUGGUCAAAGUGUGGGACCCCGAGACGGAGACCUGCCUGCACACGCUACAGGGCCACACCAACAGGGUCUACUCUCUACAGUUUGACGGUGUCCACGUGGUCAGUGGCUCCCUGGACACGUCGAUCCGCGUGUGGGACGUGGAGACGGGCAACUGCAUCCACACGCUGACGGGCCACCAGUCCCUGACCAGCGGCAUGGAGCUCAAAGACAACAUCUUGGUAUCGGGCAACGCCGACUCCACCGUCAAGAUCUGGGACAUCAAGACCGGACAGUGCCUGCAGACGCUGCAAGGUCCCCACAAGCACCAGAGCGCCGUGACCUGCCUGCAGUUCAACAAGAACUUUGUGAUCACCAGCUCGGACGACGGCACCGUCAAGCUGUGGGACCUGAAGACGGGAGAGUUCAUCCGCAACCUGGUGACUCUGGAGAGCGGGGGCAGCGGCGGCGUGGUGUGGCGCAUCCGCGCCUCCAACACCAAGCUGGUGUGCGCCGUGGGCAGCCGCAACGGCACCGAGGAGACCAAGCUGCUGGUGCUGGACUUCGACGUGGACAUGAAGUGAGGGGGAGGCGGGUGGGUGGUGGAGGAGAGGGGGAGGGAGAGCGUCACGGACACCUCACAGCCCCUCCUCCCUCCCCUGCCCGCUGUCACCACCCCGUGCCACGGGCGCCACCG